AGAAUGAAGGUAUAGGAUGAUGACAGUACUGGACGUGUAAGGGAAAAGUUCAAGUCGAGAAAAACAGUUGUGAAGGCUGAGCCGCGCAGCUGAUCGUGACACCCAUCCCUCUCGUAAGAUGAGAUCAUAGUCUAAAUCUGGGUUACAAAGCGGGAAGACUGUGCUCAAGGAGAGGCGUUGUUUUCCCGUGCUCCCUGCGCUGUUCUGGAAGCGGAAGGAUAGCACCUCUCCCAGCAGGUGCUGGCUGCCAUGAGCUCUCUUACUGAGCAGUCAUCACUGCCUUCUGCAUACUGGGUCAGAGCAGACACGAAACCUUCAAAGCCGUAGAGGGUUCUUACCGAUGAGGAGCCGAUGAGGUCCGUAUGCUGGAGCAAACACUACGUCAUGAAUCUUCAUAACUGGCAUACAGGAUCUGAUCUGAGCGCUCUGAGGUGGAGGAAGCAGGGAACAGAGCAAGCAAUCGGAGGAGCAUCAUUUCCACGGAAUGAUUGAAGAUUGCGGGAAAAGAGGAAAUACCAUGGCAGAAAGAAGGCAGCUGUUUGCAGAAAUGCGGGCUCAAGAUCUGGAUCGCAUUCGUUUGUCCACCUACCGAACAGCCUGUAAGCUCAGAUUUGUUCAGAAGAAAUGCAAUUUGCACCUGGUGGACAUCUGGAACGUGAUAGAAGCGUUGCGGGAAAAUGCCCUCAACAACCUGGACCCCAACAUCGAACUGAACGUGGCUCGCCUCGAAGCUGUGAUUUCGACGAUUUUCUACCAGCUCAACAAACGGAUGCCGACGACCCACCAGAUCAAUGUGGAGCAAUCCAUCAGCUUACUGCUGAACUUCUUGCUAGCGGCCUUUGAUCCGGAAGGACAUGGUAAAAUUUCCGUUUUUGCAGUCAAAAUGGCCUUGGCGACUCUUUGUGGAGGAAAGAUCAUGGACAAAUUAAGAUAUAUUUUCUCAAUGAUUUCAGACUCCAGUGGAGUGAUGGUUUAUGGCAGAUACGACAUGUUUCUGCGGGAGGUUCUCAAGCUGCCCACGGCUGUUUUUGAAGGGCCUUCAUUUGGUUAUACUGAGCAAUCAGCGAAAUCCUGUUUCUCUCAACAGAAAAAAGUCACAUUAAACACUUUCUUGGAUACUCUCAUGUCUGAUCCCCCACCACAGUGUCUAGUGUGGUUACCACUUCUUCAUCGGCUGGCAAAUGUUGAAAAUGUCUUCCACCCCGUCGAGUGUUCCUACUGCCACAGCGAGAGCAUGAUGGGGUUUCGCUACCGCUGCCAGCAGUGUCACAAUUACCAGCUCUGUCAGGACUGCUUCUGGAGAGGCCAUGCCAGCGGUUCCCACAGCAACCAGCACCAAAUGAAAGAGUACACGUCAUGGAAAUCACCUGCUAAGAAGCUAACUAAUGCACUUAGCAAGUCUUUAAGCUGUGCUUCCAGCCGUGAACCUUUGCACCCAAUGUUCCCUGACCAGCCUGAAAAACCUCUAAACCUGGCUCAUAUUGUAGAUACUUGGCCCCCCCGACCUGUAACCAGCAUGAAUGACACACUCUUCUCCCACUCUGUUCCCUCAGGAAGUCCUUUUGCAAACAGAAGGUUACUUGGGGGUAUAAAUGUAGCCAGUCCUGUGGCUGAUGAGCAUUCUCUUAUAAAGCUGUAUGUAAAUCAGCUUCACAACAACUCACGCGUGCUCGACAGCGCAAGUCGCCUGGAUGAAGAGCACAAGCUGAUCGCCAGGUAUGCAGCAAGGCUGGCAGCAGAAACUUCUUCAUCACAGCAGCAGCAGGGGCAGCAGAGAGGGGCAGCAGACAUCUCCUUCACCAUCGAUGCAAACAAGCAGCAGAGGCAGCUGAUUGCCGAGCUGGAAAAUAAAAACCGAGAAAUCCUACAGGAGAUCCAGAGGCUGCGACUUGAGCACGAACAAGCAUCUCAGCCCACACCGGAGAAGGCACAACAAAAUCCUACUCUCCUGGCAGAGCUCCGGCUCCUGAGGCAGCGGAAAGACGAGCUGGAACAGAGGAUGUCUGCUCUCCAGGAAAGCCGAAGGGAGCUUAUGGCUCAGUUGGAAGGCCUCAUGAAACUGCUGAAGACCCAAGGGGCAGGGUCCCCACGUUCCUCACCCAGCCACACCAUCAGUCGACCGAUCCCGAUGCCCAUCAGGUCUGCCUCUGCCUGCUCCACCCCAACCCACACGCCUCAGGACUCUCUGACCGGGGUGGGAGGAGAUGUGCAGGAAGCCUUUGCACAAAGUGCAAGACGGAACUUGAGAAACGAUUUGCUGGUGGCAGCAGAUUCAAUCACCAACACCAUGUCUUCUUUGGUAAAAGAACUAAAUUCUGAGGUGGGCAGUGAGACAGAAAGCAACGUGGAUUCCGAAUUUGGACGGACCCAUUUUGACGACCUCGUUCCGUCCCCAACAUCCGAGAAGGCUUUCCUCGCGCAGAUCCACGCCCGGAAGCCAGGCUACAUCCACAGUGCUGCUGCCACGGGAUCCAUGCGCAGUGACAUGGUUACAGAAGAUGGAGACCCCUUUGUCAGAGCAGAUGAUGAAAAUUAUGAGAAUGAUUCUGUCCGCCAGCUGGAGAAUGAACUGAAGAUGGAGGAGUACCUGAAGCAGAAGCUGCAGGAUGAGGCAUACCAGGCAAGCUGCAGUCAGACAGACAACGAGAGCUAUGUAAGAACUGAUGAUGAGGAGAGCUGCUUUCGGACAGACGAUGAGGAAAGCUUAGCUGCAAACUUCACAGAAGAGUGGAACCAAGAGGUGCAGCGUCUCUUGACAAAAAAUUCACAUAACUAAGUUCUGAGGACUGUAGCACAGUACUUUUGUUCUAAGAGUUGUAGUUUGUAGAUGUGUGUUUUGACAAAAAGACUUUUGUUUAAAGCUAACUUAUAUUAGCUACAUCUUCUGUAACAUGGCUCAUUACCAGUGAAGAAUACAGACUGAAGUAUGUACUGCUGUUACAAAGGAUGGCAGUAUUAAUAACUCACAUAAACCCUUUGCACAUGAUAUUGAACCUGUUCAGUUUACAAUGACAAUACUGUUUAUAGAUAGAAAUUUGAUUUCUGAAUACUUCGAGAUUUUAGUAGAUCAGUUUACUAUACACUGUACAUUUUUUCCACGGAAGAAAUAAAAAGCUGCAAUUAUGCAUUUAACACUGAAUGAUUAUACUCCUGAGUGUAUAUAUCUAGUAGCCCAAAAAUUGAAGUACCAGACUAUAUUUGCAAUUUGUUUGCAAGUCUUUAAAUUGACUUAUACAAAAUGUACUAAAAUAAUAUAAUUAUUAAUAAUAACUGAAAAAUCUCUAAUCUAGGGCUAAUGUGUAACUUAGGAAUGUUUCUUUCAAAAUAAUCUAACAAAUCAGCCAUAGAAGUUAGUGUAAAUAUUUUUUUUCCAAAUAGCUAUCAUAUACAAAAGGUGACAUUCAAAUGAUAGAGAAUCUAGUUUUUAAAUCAGCACAGAUCUUCUUAAAACUGUGAACUAUGUUUUGAAAUACUCGUUGCUAAAGCUGUUUAUAAACCACAGGUGCCAUAAGAUCCCUGAACUGACUGAUGUUAUGUAUAAUCUUCCAUGGUAUCGUUUCAUUGAUGUUUUAGCUUUAGUAAGCAUGUGUUCAGCAAAUCGUCUCUUUCCAUUUCUCUGCCCCUCCAACUCACCCACUCCAUUAACGUUAUUUUUGAGGCCUUCAGCUUUAAAUGUACAGGCUUAAAGUGCGCUUGCAACUGUUUUCUUUUUAUUUCCGAAUGUGUAUUGCCUUAGCCAGCCACCAGAUGUUCUGCAUGCACUCUUGGAAAUGUGUAGUGAGACUCUUUCAGAGCUGGAUGGAGAAUUAGCUAUCAGUGAAAAGCACAAGAAAAGCGGUGGAUUAUUUUGAAAGGACAUGCAUACGGUUACAGGAUUAGAGUUUUGUCCAUUUUCGUAGCUCUCAAGGAUAAAGGCAUUUCAGGAGAAAGGGGACCUAUCUGGCCAUUUUGGAUUAGGAAGUGAGACUGCUAGCUAAAACGUGUUUGCUCAGCUGUUACUACAAGCCUAUGGGUAGUUCUGAGCAGGGACAGACACAAAAUAGCUGGAAUAUCCCCCAUGCAGUGUAUUGCUUGGAAAUAAAGAUUAUGCCUGUAUGGCGUAAUACAUAGCCGAUAGUAGUCCACAUGGAGAACUCGGAGCCAGUCCAGGACCAGCUAGACCAGAAGCAGGGCAGGAACAUCAGUGCAACGCUACGUGCUGGUCGCAUAGCCCAGCAGAGAAGCUCAGUGUGUUAGCUUGGGACAGCCUCUGUGCUAACAUCAUUUUACUACACUAAUACAACAUCGCUGCUUCCAGUAUCUGGCUGACCCGAAGUGACAUUGCCUCGCAGCCCUGAAAACAGUAACAUUUCAUACAGAUAUUUCACACCAGCACAGUUUGCCUACAGCAAGUGAUCAGAUAUCGAUCUGAAGCAGGUUAACACGGUUUGUCUGUCCUCUCUUUCAUGGUUACCUGGAUGUGCGCUGCCAUAUUUAUGUGAGAUUGCUGUGUAGCUCAGCCCAGUAAGUUCACUUGUUGCUUGCAUGCACUCUCUAGGCUCGUGGCUGUUUCCCUGGGCAUUAUGUGUUAGGGGAUGAGUAUCUGUAUGAAAGAGCUGCUGCCAUUUUUCACUUUCAUAUAGUAUUAUUGCUUAUGCAGAACUCUUGUCCACAUCUCCUUGCAUAGCUGGGCUUGGUCUCAGACAUCCAAAUGGAUACUAAGGCAUCCAGAUAUCUUCAUGCAAGCUUUUCAUUUCUGCGGUCACUGGUCUUUGCUCCUGGGAUAUGUGCCAACCUGGCAAGGCAGGCACCAUAUCCUCUGAUGCCCCCUCCUCUAACCUCCUCUCAGGAAUGGGUGAGCCUCCACUAGUGCCUAGCACUCCACAUUUAAAGCUAAUCCAAUGAAGCUGUAGAUGUUGCUGUCAGCUCAGGAUUCCAGUCAAGCAUUUCCUGAACAGUGAUAAAACAAGCUAGAACGCAGCUAUGUGCAAUGGCUGACUAAUUCAACCCAUGUCAUGUUUAACUGUACCCAGAGUAAUAGCUCCCUCCCAUCACCAUCAUGUCUAUGUGACCAUUAUCACUAUGCUUAAAAUAGAUGUAAUAGAAUAAAUCCAUUGCAAGGGCUUCCAGACUAGGGGUAAUGAAGAAAGUUGAUGCAUCGAGCGCCUUUCUCUCAGCAAGGUGGUCCCCAGCAGGGCUCUAGGUCCCUCGUGCCCUGGAGCUCUGAGAUGAAGCACCUCUUAUUCGGCUCUCCAAAUAUCUAUUUUAAGCAUUUUCCAACUGUCAGGCUGGCUACAUUUUCGCCCAGCUGGUCUUUGUCUGCUUGUUGAAUAUUAUUUUGAGUGUGGUUUGCGGUCAUUAAUACAAACAGUUGCAGAAGAGGUCCUUGGCAUGGGCCUUUUCUUAACUACCAAUGGCCCACCACAGCAGUCAAGUCUCUGGGUGGUUUUACUGUCACUGGAGGGAAACCAGUGGUUUGGAUUCAGGAGACAGGGAUGUGAAGAUGUAUAUGGUCCUCGAAUGUCCAAAGCAAAGGUGGAGAAUGGGUUGUCUGUAAGUAGUAAUGUUAACUAAACCGCAUAAAAAGGUGUGUGGCCUUUGUUGUGAUAUAAUAUGUAUUUUCUUAUAUGCAUGAGCCAAAUUGUUGCAUCAUAAUUUAUCACGUGUGUCUGCCUUUACUUUCAGUCAUCUUCUCCCAUCUUUAUUGGUUCUUGGCAAUUACUGUAGAUAGACUUUGUAAAUAUUGCAACCUCAGGUUGCUGUAAUCACAUUGGUUCAAUUCAGCAGACGGAGCUGUGAACAACGAGCACUCCACUGUGUCCUGAAGGCAAAGGGCAUUUUUACCUUUGAACCAAAAAAAAAAAAUGUAUGAAGAGUUACAUCUUGAGGCUACUAACUAUAAGACAUUUUUAAAACUACUGUACUUGACACCACUUGAGACAGAUACAGAGACACUAAAGAUGUCACAAUAUUCAUUGGUAUUGUAACAGAACUGCUAUUGUAUGGGUUUUUUGUAUUGCUGUUAAGUAUUGUUUUGUGUGUGUGUGUUGGAACCUACUGGGGACAUGUUAUAUUUUGAAGUGAUUAAACUAUUUAAUUGUGUGUCUAUAUUUUGGAAUGGAAUUAUUUCUUCAUUAAAAAGAUUUUUAAAAGUAA
This is a messenger RNA of Cygnus olor (mute swan), 6135 nucleotides long. It is a transcript of the gene DTNA, whose product is annotated as dystrobrevin alpha. Gene Ontology annotation, biological process: synaptic signaling. The record is from RefSeq and is a predicted model, not a curated record. Gene Ontology annotation, molecular function: zinc ion binding. The transcript is spliced from 24 exons. Lineage: Eukaryota; Metazoa; Chordata; Aves; Anseriformes; Anatidae. Gene Ontology annotation, cellular component: plasma membrane; synapse. The coding region runs from base 485 to 2776 and encodes 763 amino acids.